This is a messenger RNA of Cucurbita pepo subsp. pepo (vegetable marrow), 902 nucleotides long. The record is from RefSeq and is a predicted model, not a curated record. Lineage: Eukaryota; Viridiplantae; Streptophyta; Magnoliopsida; Cucurbitales; Cucurbitaceae.
GAUCAUAAUACCGAGAUUGAGUCGCUUGAAGAGGGAAAUGAGCUCGAGGAGCCAAGAGGGGCACGGAUUUUAUCAGAUGCUACUAAGUUGAUGGUGGCGAAAUUGAUCGAUGGUUACCUUGCUGAAAUCGCGAAGGAUCGUAACUUACCAUCAGUAAGGUUCAUUGAUCUUGCGGAAAUGGUAUCUGGCAUCGCUCGGCCUUCGCACGAUGGGCUCUAUCGAGCUAUAGACAUGUAUCUGAAGGAACAUCCAGGGAUCAGCAAGAGUGACAAGAAGAGAAUCUGCAAACUGAUAGACUGCAAGAAGCUAUCUGCUGAUGCCUGCAUUCAUGCAGUACAAAACGAACGGCUCCCUCUACGUAUGGUUGUGCAGGUAUUAUUUUUCGAGCAAGUCAGGGCGUCGGCGUCAUCAGGCAGCAGCACUCCCGACCUACCUAAAGGGAUCAAGGAUCUAACGAGCGGGUCACACGGCAGCUCAAGAUCUGCCACGACGAAUCCUGAGGAAGACUGGGAUGCAGUAGCCAUGGCUGAGGAGCUGAAGGCCCUCAAAGGGGAGCUGGCUUCCUUAAGGGUUGCUAAUGGUAGAGGAGGUAGUGAGAGGAAUGGAGUUGGUAAAAAUGGUAUUGACAAAGCAGCUCUUAGUAAAAUGAAGGGCAUGCUGAAGUCAAAGAAGCUUUUCACUAAGCUAUGGUCAAGUAAAGGAGGAGGAUAUGGCGAAAACAGCAGCUCGGAUUCGUCGGAGAGCCUCGGGUCUGCUAAUCAGGAGGAAGCGAAGUCAACGCCUUCGAGAAACAGAAGGUACUCAGUUUCUUAGAAGUUCCAUUUUUGGUGGUUUAGAUUCAAACAGGUCUUUUGUGUUUUAGAUGAGUGUCCCUUAAUAACUAAAAUGAGCAAGAACGAAGU